GUCGGACACGAGCCAACGGCCCAACAGGUUCCAGGAACACAGAAUGUUGCUGAGACGAGCUUUUCUAGGAACCUGGAAGCACAGUCGAUGGAAGAAAAUCUUCCAGCCCUUCACAACCCUUUAUCAACCUCUGCAAGCCACCCGUAAUCUCAUAGUCUCCACUAACAUUUCUGUAGCUGAACUUUGCAAGAUUGGGCAACUUGACAUUGCACGCAAAAUGUUUGAUGAGAUGCCCGAACGAACUGUUGUGUCGUGGAACACCAUGAUUUCUGGUUACUCCAAAUGGGGAAAAUACGAUGAAGCUCUAAGACUAACUUCAAUUAUGCACCACGGCACUAUAAAGCUAAAUGAGACUACUUUUUCCUCUAUACUAAGUGUGUGCGCGCGUUCGAGUUUGGUGUACGAGGGAAAAAUGCUUCAUUGUUUGGUUUUGAAAUGUAGGUCUGAAAGAUUUGAGUUUGUGGGUAGCUCAUUGUUGUACUUCUAUGCGAGCUGUACUGAGAUUGAAGGAGCUAAGAGGGUGUUUGAUGAAUUUCGUGAUGAAAAUGACUUGCUGUGGAGUUUGAUGCUUGUAGGGUAUGUGCAAUGUAACUUAAUGAGUGAAGCUAUGGAAGUUUUUAAAAAUAUGCCAUCCCGAGAUGUUGUGGCAUGGACUACAUUGAUUUCCGGAUUUGUGAGGAGUGAGGAUGGGUGUGAAAAGGCUUUGGAGUUGUUUAGGAGGAUGAGAAGGAGUUGUGAGAUAAUGCCAAAUGAGUUUACUUUGGAUUGCGUUUUAAGGGCUUCUGGGAGAUUGGGUAGCCUAAGCGGAGGGAGGACUGUCCACGGACUUUUGAUAAAAUAUGGAUUUGAGUUUGAUCACUCGAUUGGUGGUGCAUUGAUUGAAUUGUAUUGUGAUUGUGAGGCUAUUGAGGAUGCCAAGAUGGUGUACGAUAGAAUGGGAAAUCCUUGUUUAAAUGCUUCCAAUUCACUUAUUGGGGGACUUAUAUUGAUGGGUAGGCUUAAAGAUGCUGAACUGAUUUUUAAUGGACUGCUUGAAAAGAAUCCAAUCUCAUGUAAUUUGAUGAUUAAAGGUUAUGCAAUGAGUGGCCAAGUCAAGGAAUCGGAGAGGAUUUUUAAUAGAAUGACCCAAAAAACUAUAAUUUCUUUGAAUACUAUGAUUUCUGUGUAUUCCAGGAAGGGUGAACUUGAUAAAGCUUUGAGGCUGUUUGAAGAAAUCAAAGGGGAAAGAAAUCCAGUGACAUGGAAUUCAAUGAUGUCAGGUUAUAUUCAAAAUCAUCACCAUGAAGAGGCUUUCAAACUAUAUGUGACCAUGCACAGAUUAUCAAUAUACUCUACUAGAUCGACAUUCUCUACUCUAUUUCAUGCUUGUACAUGCCUUGGAUCUCUUCAACUAGGACAAUUACUUCAUGCCCACCUGAUCAAAACACCAUUUGAAUCAAAUGCUUAUGUUGGAACUUCUCUUAUAGAUAUGUACUCCAAAUGUGGGAGCAUCCCCGAUGCUCAAAAAUCAUUUAGUGGCAUCUCUUCACCCAAUGUGGCAGCUUGGACAGCUCUUAUUAAUGGGUUUGCACAUCAUGGAAUUGGCUGCAAAGCAAUUUUACUAUUUGAGGAUAUGUUAAAGCAAGGAGUUGUUCCUAAUGGAGCUACCUUUGUGGGGAUUUUGUCUGCGUGUGGUCGUGCUGGUCUAGUUGAUGAAGGGAUGCAAAUUUUCCAUUCAAUGCAAAAAUGUUAUGGAGUAACCCCUGAUUUAGAACACUACGCAUGUAUGGUGGAUCUUCUUGGUCGUUCAGGCCAUCUGCAAGAAGCUCAGGAGUUUAUAAAAAAGAUGCCUAUUGAACCAGAUGGGGUUGUCUGGGCAGCUUUGCUGAGUGCCUGUUGGUUGUGGAUGGACAUAGAGUUGAGUGGAAGAGUGGCUGAGAAAGUGUUCAGUUUGGAUCCUAAGCCAAUAUCUGCUUAUGUUAUUCUGUCUAACAUAUAUUCUAUUUUGGGGAGAUGGGGGGAGAAGUCAAGUGUGAGGAAGAGAUUAAGGGGCUUAGGCAUAAAAAAGGCUCCUGGUUGUAGUUGGAUUGAGCUGGACAGCAGAGUUCAUGUGUUCUUUGUAGAAGAUAGAACCCAUCCUCAUUGCCAUGAUAUUUAUACAACUUUGCAGCAUCUAAAAUCCAAUAGUGGAGGCUGUUUACUUUAAA
Messenger RNA from Juglans regia (Persian walnut), 2186 nucleotides. RefSeq names its product pentatricopeptide repeat-containing protein At2g13600-like. The record is from RefSeq and is a predicted model, not a curated record. NCBI's taxonomy places the organism in Eukaryota, Viridiplantae, Streptophyta, Magnoliopsida, Fagales, Juglandaceae. The transcript has a single exon. Gene Ontology annotation, biological process: RNA modification. Gene Ontology annotation, molecular function: protein binding; RNA binding. The coding region runs from base 44 to 2185 and encodes 713 amino acids.